AUGUCAAGAGCCUUAGAAUGUGACAUCACAGCUCCAGUGGCCAAGGCUACUGCAGAAUUUUCAGACUUGCGGACGAAGUUGGCAGUACUCGGGGUAUUGUACUCUUACUUUCUCUUCAAAGUCAAGGAAGGAUCUUCUGAGGACACAGCUGCUUCUGAAGGAGAGGAUGCUUGGGAGGGACCCUGUGGCAGGCUGCUGCUGGCCACCACAGCCACGGUCAAAAGGGGCCGCAGGAGGCAGGCGCGACAGCUGCACCUAUACGCCAACGUCUUGCUCAUCUCUAGCUCAAAGUUUGAAAGCAACUUCACCAUCAAGCACUCGGUGCCCCUGCGUAGCCUGUGGGUGUCUGCCUACUUGGAGAGGUCCAGGAGAGCCACCAGCAGAGACUGGAGGUCACUGGUUCUAGGCUGGGCCAGGAACAGCUUCGUGGUCACUUUCUCGUCUGUUCAGCAAAAGCAGGAGUGGCAUUCCUGUCUGGAGAGCUGCAUGGUUCUUGCUAACGACAGGGACCAGCCUGGAAUGACUCCCCAGGACACCCUUCCUGUACAGAGGGAGGAUGGGGCAUGCGAGACCUUCCACCUGGAGCAGAUGACUUCAGAGACCUCAAGGCAGCUGGUCCCUAAUCCCAGGCAGCAGAGAAGGAGCCAGAAGGGGAGAGGUGUCCUUGCUGAUGGGAGAGGCUCCAAGAUGGGAUUCCGGGGCAUCACCAGGAACUCCCAGCCCCUGGGAACCCUGUUGGAUGAGCACUCCUUCUCCAUCAUGUAUCAGCAAGAAGCCACCUGGCAGCAGUCCCUGUUCAUGCAGAUGCGCGUGGCUCCGGUGAUACUGCGGGGCCCAUCGAUGCUGGCCCUGAGCUCAGCUCAGUGCCCCCCAUCUGUGCGGGUCCAUAGGGGCCGGGGAGCCUGCAGUAGACCACAGGAUAGCAGCAGCACGGUCCUGCGUUGUUCCAGUUACAACAUCUUCACUGGAGUGACUGGCCCCAUAAUAUGUGUCAGUAUCCCCUAG
Molecule: messenger RNA, 1005 nt
Organism: Erinaceus europaeus (western European hedgehog)
Lineage: Eukaryota; Metazoa; Chordata; Mammalia; Eulipotyphla; Erinaceidae
Exons: 7
Coding region: 1-1005 (334 amino acids)
Molecular function (GO): GTPase activator activity
Source: RefSeq, a predicted model, not a curated record